Molecule: messenger RNA, 744 nt
Organism: Alternaria atra
Lineage: Eukaryota; Fungi; Ascomycota; Dothideomycetes; Pleosporales; Pleosporaceae
Exons: 2
Coding region: 1-744 (247 amino acids)
Biological process (GO): protein deubiquitination; ubiquitin-dependent protein catabolic process
Cellular component (GO): cytoplasm
Molecular function (GO): cysteine-type deubiquitinase activity
Source: RefSeq, a predicted model, not a curated record
AUGUACAUAGCAGACUCAGAACGCGUACAAGCUUAUAACAAACACUUCAUCCCUCUCGAGUCAAAUCCAGAUGUAUUCACUGAGCUUGCACAUAAGCUCGGGCUAUCCACCUCACUAGGCUUCCAAGAUGUACUCUCUCUAGACGACCCGGAGCUACUUGGCUUUCUUCCACGGCCAGCCCUUGCAUUGAUCCUGGUGUUUCCGACGACAGACGAAUACGAGAGGAGGGUACAAGACGAGGAUGCCAAGCUUGGGGAACUCCAAAGCUCUGGCGAUGUGGUGUUCUUCAAACAAACCAUUAACAAUGCAUGCGGUCUUUAUGCAAUCUUGCACGCUGUUUGUAAUGGCGAAGCGCGGCAGAAGAUCAACAGUGGCUCGAUCAUUGAUCAGUUACUCAAUGCCAGUCUAACACCCGACUCAGACGAGCUGGCUCACGCAUUGGAGAAGAAUGAAGGGCUAGAAGUUGCAUAUGCGGGAGUAGCAAUCAAGGGCGAUACUGAAGCGCCUCUCAAUGCGGAGGACGAGGUGGACUACCACUAUAUCGCCUUUGUCAAAUCGUCCAAAGACAACCAUCUACACCAACUCGACGGCGACCGUAAACGUCCUAUAGAUCUCGGGGAACUCCCUGCAGACGAAGACGUUCUCUCUGAGAAAUGUCUCAGCGUCAUUCAUGGUAUGAUGGCAAGCGAAGAUGACAAUCUCAACUUCAGCUUGAUGGCUCUAGUAGAGCAAGCGGGAAUGUAG